Messenger RNA from Symphalangus syndactylus (siamang), 4190 nucleotides. RefSeq names its product VPS50 subunit of EARP/GARPII complex (gene VPS50). Gene Ontology annotation, molecular function: SNARE binding. Lineage: Eukaryota; Metazoa; Chordata; Mammalia; Primates; Hylobatidae. The record is from RefSeq and is a predicted model, not a curated record. Gene Ontology annotation, cellular component: EARP complex. Gene Ontology annotation, biological process: endocytic recycling; retrograde transport, endosome to Golgi.
UCCUAGGGGACAUCGCGUCAGUCUGGCUUAUAUAUUGUCUCCUCUGAAUUUGAUCUUUCGCUCAACGCCUAGUCACCUGUGACUUAGGUUUCCGUCUCGCCGAAGAGUAGCUAAUACCUAGUGCAGGCACCUUCGUAAGACCGGCGAUCGCAGUGGUCGCUCUGAGCAGUAAUAUUUACCGGCUUAACUGAAGCACCCGCUCUUUUGCUUGCUGGGAGAUGUAGUCCCCGGGUUGGCCGCUUUAGUUCAUUGUUGCUACCGCCGGCGUCCAGAAGACUACAGUUCCCAGCAUGCCCAGGGAAAGACAGGAUAGCCUGAGUCGGCGCCUCCACGUGACAACCCACUAUGGCUUCCCAGUGUCAGGACCAGCUGUGUAGUGGCUGGGUGUGAUUUGUUAGCUCUUUGAAGCAGGGUAGCCUCCUCAGGAUUUCGACAUGCAAAAAAUCAAAUCUCUCAUGACCCGACAGGGUCUGAAAAGCCCUCAAGAAAGCCUCAGUGAUCUUGGUGCCAUAGAGAGUCUCCGGGUCCCCGGAAAGGAAGAAUUCAGGGAACUUCGAGAACAGCCAAGUGACCCUCAAGCUGAACAAGAGCUUAUUAAUAGUAUUGAACAAGUAUAUUUUUCUGCGGAUUCAUUUGAUAUUGUUAAAUAUGAGCUGGAGAAGCUUCCACCUGUUCUCAAUUUGCAAGAAUUAGAGGCGUAUAGAGACAAAUUGAAACAACAGCAAGCUGCAGUAUCUAAAAAAGUGGCAGAUUUAAUCCUUGAAAAACAGCCUGCUUAUGUAAAGGAACUUGAAAGAGUUACCUCAUUGCAGACAGGUCUUCAGUUAGCUGCUGUUAUCUGUACAAAUGGGAGAAGACACUUGAAUAUUGCAAAGGAAGGUUUUACUCAAGCUAGUUUAGGCCUUCUUGCAAAUCAAAGGAAACGUCAGUUGCUGAUUGGACUUCUGAAAUCUCUGAGAACUAUAAAAACAUUGCAAAGAACAGAUGUACGGUUAAGUGAAAUGCUGGAGGAGGAAGAUUAUCCAGGAGCUAUUCAGUUGUGCCUUGAAUGUCAAAAAGCUGCCAGCACUUUUAAACAUUACAGUUGUAUAAGUGAACUGAAUUCAAAGCUGCAAGAUACUUUGGAACAGAUUGAGGAACAGCUGGACGUAGCUCUUUCCAAAAUCUGCAAGAAUUUUGACAUUAACCAUUAUACCAAGGUUCAACAAGCUUAUCGACUUCUUGGAAAAACACAGACAGCAAUGGAUCAACUUCAUAUGCACUUCACCCAAGCCAUUCACAACACCGUGUUUCAAGUUGUUCUUGGUUAUGUGGAACUAUGUGCAGGAAACACAGACACAAAAUUCCAAAAGCUGCAAUAUAAGGAUCUCUGUACACAUGUUACCCCAGACAGCUAUAUUCCAUGCCUUGCAGACCUGUGCAAAGCACUGUGGGAAGUUAUGCUCAGCUAUUACAGGACUAUGGAAUGGCAUGAAAAGCAUGACAACGAGGAUACUGCUUCAGCUUCUGAAGGGAGUAAUAUGAUAGGUACUGAAGAAACUAAUUUUGAUCGUGGCUACAUAAAAAAGAAAUUAGAACAUGGACUGACACGAAUAUGGCAGGAUGUUCAGCUAAAAGUAAAAACCUACUUGCUUGGAACUGAUUUGUCUAUAUUCAAAUAUGAUGAUUUCAUCUUUGUUUUGGAUAUAAUCAGCAGGUUGAUGCAAGUUGGAGAAGAAUUUUGUGGUAGCAAGUCUGAAGUUUUACAGGAAUCUAUUAGAAAACAAAGUGUCAAUUAUUUCAAGAAUUACCAUAGAACACGGCUUGAUGAACUGAGAAUGUUCUUAGAGAAUGAGACUUGGGAACUUUGUCCUGUUAAAUCAAAUUUCAGCAUCUUGCAACUUCAUGAAUUUAAAUUCAUGGAACAGUCUCGCUCCCCAUCAGUUUCACCUAGUAAACAGCCAGUCUCAACUUCUUCAAAAACAGUGACCUUGUUUGAGCAGUACUGUAGUGGUGGGAAUCCAUUUGAAAUUCAGGCCAACCACAAAGAUGAAGAAACAGAAGAUGUCUUAGCUUCUAAUGGGUAUGAAUCUGAUGAACAAGAAAAGAGUGCCUAUCAAGAGUAUGACAGUGACAGUGAUGUUCCUGAGGAACUCAAACGAGACUAUGUGGAUGAGCAGACAGGAGAUGUUCCUGUGAAAAGUGUUUCUCGGGAAACUCUAAAAAGCAGGAAGAAAUCAGAUUACAGUCUAAAUAAAGUGAAUGCACCUAUCUUAACAAAUACAACGUUGAAUGUAAUAAGACUUGUUGGAAAAUAUAUGCAGAUGAUGAACAUUCUUAAGCCAAUUGCCUUUGAUGUUAUUCAUUUCAUGUCUCAACUAUUUGAUUAUUACUUGUAUGCAAUAUAUACCUUUUUUGGUCGGAAUGAUUCAUUGGAAUCAACAGGACUCGGCCUUAGUAGUAGUAGACUAAGAACAACUCUAAACAGAAUACAAGAAAGCCUUAUUGAUCUAGAAGUUUCAGCUGAUCCUACUGCCACACUCACAGCCGCAGAAGAGAGAAAGGAGAAGGUGCCAAGUCCACACCUCAGUCACCUAGUGGUUUUGACAUCUGGGGAUACGUUGUAUGGGUUGGCAGAAAGAGUGGUAGCCACGGAAUCCUUGGUAUUCUUGGCUGAACAGUUUGAGUUCCUUCAGCCACAUCUGGAUGCUGUGAUGCCUGCAGUCAAAAAGCCCUUUCUUCAGCAGUUCUAUUCUCAGACAGUCUCCACCGCCAGUGAACUACGCAAACCAAUUUACUGGAUUGUAGCUGGUAAAGCCCUUGAUUAUGAACAGAUGCUGCUCCUCAUGGCUAAUGUGAAAUGGGAUGUAAAAGAAAUUAUGUCACAGCACAAUAUAUAUGUAGAUGCACUACUAAAGGAAUUUGAGCAGUUUAACAGGAGGCUAAAUGAAGUUUCUAAGAAAGUUCGCAUACCCUUGCCUGUGUCUAAUAUACUUUGGGAACACUGUAUACGAUUGGCUAAUCGAACUAUCGUAGAAGGAUAUGCCAAUGUCAAGAAGUGCAGUAAUGAGGGUCGUGCCCUGAUGCAAUUGGAUUUUCAACAGUUUUUAAUGAAACUUGAAAAACUAACAGAUAUUAGACCCAUUCCUGAUAAAGAAUUUGUGGAAACUUAUAUUAAAGCUUAUUACCUAACUGAGAAUGACAUGGAACGCUGGAUCAAAGAGCACAGGGAAUAUUCAACGAAGCAGCUGACCAAUCUGGUGAAUGUUUGCCUGGGAUCCCACAUCAAUAAGAAAGCAAGACAAAAACUUCUAGCAGCUAUAGAUGAUAUAGACAGACCUAAAAGAUAAUGAACACAGCUCUUUUUCCUCAAUGGCAUUGAUCCUCACUCAACAUAUAUGACCUGAAAGCCAGUUUUUUAAUGCACUUCUGACAACUAUCUGCUAAGAAAACUUUGUGCAUGUUUUUUUUUGACUGGAAAGUGGAAAAUAUUGAACUGUGUGUGGUGUUCUCAUGACUUUUAUAUGCUGUGGUCCCUUCAACUUUUGGUCUCAUUUGUUGUAAUCUGAAAUGAUAUUGUUGCCUUGUCAUAACAAUGGUUAUGUGACUACAGUUAUGUAUUUUACAGAAGAAUGUACCAUAAGUAUAUAAUUAGAAGAACAGUGGCUUAAUAUAUGUAUGGGAAGUUUAUGGAGAAUGAAGUUGGCAUUUUUCUACCCUCUUAGCUUGGUUCUUAAUAAGCAUAAUGUGAGGGUGAAUAUGUAGUAUCUCCUAAUUAUGAGCACUGCAUGAGAAUUAAAAAAUAGGUGAAAAAUCGGUAUGUUCUCUGUUUUUAAAAUGUCAAAGUUUAUGUCAGGGUUAAUUUAGUUAUAACAGUGAUCAUAAAUGAUGAAAUUUAAUAAAUAUACUCUAGUAUGAUCAGCCUAUGUGAGACUACAUCUCGAUUUUUUGUGUGGCAUGCAGAUGUCAUGAACUAUAGUGCAGCUUUUAGCGUGUUCUAAUUUUAAUUGUUUUGUAUCCUGAAACCAAUGGCGAAAUGUAAUUUCAUUGAGUGUACCUUUUCAAUGCCUGAGUAGCAUAUAGAAUCAUGAUUAUGAGACUUUCUUUUAUCUUUCUUUAUAAAAAUAUGUGGUUUUUUUGUUGAAAGUUUUGGUCUCUUUAAAUUCAGAUUUUGUCUUAGGACAAUAAAACCCAGGUUGACUUACUCAGGA